This is a messenger RNA of Triplophysa dalaica, 2751 nucleotides long. It is a transcript of the gene pld3, whose product is annotated as phospholipase D family, member 3. The coding region runs from base 194 to 1636 and encodes 480 amino acids. The record is from RefSeq and is a predicted model, not a curated record. Gene Ontology annotation, molecular function: catalytic activity. NCBI's taxonomy places the organism in Eukaryota, Metazoa, Chordata, Actinopteri, Cypriniformes, Nemacheilidae. The transcript is spliced from 12 exons.
CACACCGAGCUUACAGUUCACAAGGAACUCGUGCUGAACGAUCUUUCUGACUUUACAAACACGAACUUUCACUUCAUUGUUUUAGUUUUUAAAUAGAUGUCAUUGAUCGCCAACAAUACAGCUCCGAUUCACGAGAUGAUUUAAGAACACAGGAUACGCGUUUCCUUCAAUUGUGCCGGCAAACCUUGACAGCAUGAAGUCAGAUAUUCCAUACGAAAAGAUGGUUGAUGUGGAGUCAAGGAAAGGAGAAGCACAAUACAACUCACAAAAGUAUUACAGGUGCUUGAUCAUCCUUACCUGUCUAACCACAGUGCUGUUGAUACUUCUGUCCCUCCAAACGCUGCUUAUUCCUAUGGCAACAACCUCCUCCAAAUCACAUGAACGUCCUCUGAUCAGAGAAACCUGCACUGAUCCCUGCAGGAUUGUUUUGUUGGAGAGUAUUCCCGAGGGACUUGUUUUUAACUCCUCGACCACUCACCAAUCCAUAUAUGAAGCCUGGCUCAAUCUAAUAUCUGCUGCUCAAAGCAGCCUUGAUAUCGCUUCCUUCUAUUGGACUCUUACCAACAGUGACACAAAAACACAUGAGCCCACGGCCAAUCAGGGCAAGGAGAUUCUGCAGGAAUUAGGACGGCUCUCUGGGAAAGUAUCUGUUCGAGUUGCGGUCGAUACACCAUCGGAAUCGAAACCUCUAGAUGACAUUUUGUUCCUCAUGAACUCGGGUGCUGAUGUGCGGAUGGUGAAUAUGCGAGAGCUGACUACAGGUGUCCUGCACACCAAAUUCUGGAUUGUGGAUAAAAAGCACAUCUACAUAGGCAGUGCCAAUAUGGACUGGAGAUCACUAACACAGGUAAAGGAGCUGGGUGCAGUUGUGUAUGACUGCGGCUGUCUCGCUGAAGACCUUGGGAAGAUUUUCGAAGCCUAUUGGUACCUGAAUCAGACCAAAACAGUUCCCGCCCACUGGCCCAGCAACUACUCCACCCUGUACAACAAGGAGACACCCAUGCAGAUGUUACUCAAUGGGACUGACUCCAGUGUCUAUCUAUCAAGCUCUCCUCCAUCAUUAUGUGCUGAGGGAAGAACUCCUGAUCUGCAGUCUAUCCUCAGUGUGAUCGGUGAUGCUCAACAGUUUGUAUACAUUGCCGUGAUGAACUAUCUUCCUACAAUGGAGUACUCCAAAUCUAAAAGGUACUGGACAGAUAUUGACACCCAACUGCGGCGUGUGGCUUACGAGCGUAAGAUUCGUGUGCGUCUGCUGAUCAGUUGCUGGGAAAGCAGCAAUCCAAUCAUGUUCCCUUUCCUUCGCUCACUCGCUUCCUUACGAGAAAACAACAAGCUGAAUGUUCAGGUGAAAAUUUUUACUGUCCCGUCCAACCCGCAACAGAAGGGAAUUCCAUAUGCCAGAGUCAACCAUAACAAGUACAUGGUCACAGACCGGGUUGCGUAUAUAGGUACCUCUAAUUGGUCAGGUGACUACUUUGUGAACACCGCUGGCUCUGCAUUAGUGGUAAACCAGACUUCAGCCCAGACACUAAGCCCUACAGUCCAGGAACAGCUACAAGCAGUAUUUGAGAGAGACUGGGACUCUUCAUACAGCAGAGAAAUCAACCCCAAUACCAAUCACAAAUAUGUUUGCUAGUUUAAGAUUCUUUUGGUAUUUGCCUUGCACUCUUGCCUUUGUGCUCCAGGGGGCGCUGUGGUGUGUAAAUCAUUACUGAAUACUUGUUCUGGGGGUCUAAAUGCACAGGUACACAGAACAGGGAUAUACUUCUUUCAUCGAUCACUAUUUGUAUCAUCUACUCAGAGGAAUUACGCUUCCAUUUAUACUUAAUGCCUGUUGAAUUUACAUACAUUUGCACAUGAUGAUUUGCACAUGAUUCUGAACUGACAUUUACAUUUAUGCAUUUGGCAGACGCUUUAUCCAAAGCGACUUACAUUGCAUUAUCCUAUAGAUUUUUUUUCUAAGAAUGUGCAAUCCCCUGGGAUCGAACCCACGACCUUGGCGUCAUUCAGAAUGUUAUCAUUGAUUUCAAAUAGUAUUGAUUGCAGUUUUCUUUUUUGUAUUUCAUGAUUUCUUUAUGCUGCCUUGCAUCGGUGAAAGGGAUAAGUUAGCCAAAAAUGAAAUUUCUAUCAUCAUUUACUCGUUUAUUUUUUCCAUUUUGUUGACCUCCUAUAAUAGAAGUUCUUAUAGGGACUGUCUGCCCUUGCAUUAUUGCAAGUAAAAAGAGACGGUGAAACUGAGAAGUGAUUGCGGCGUUUGGUCUCUAACAUUCUGUCUUCUGUGUUUUAAGGAAAAGCUCAUGGAGUUUUUCUCUACUUUAGGAUGUGUAAAUGAUAAUGGAAUUUUUAGGAGAGUUAUUUGUAGUCUCAGAACAGUUUUUGUUUGAAAUAUUAUUCAUGCCUGUGUUUACUCAUGAAAAUCACCAAGUAGGCUAGGUGACAUAUUAAAGCCAUUUUAUGUUACGUUACCACUAUUGCACAGCCAGUGGCAACAAUUACACACUGCUGUUUUAGCUGCACAUGAAUUUCGUCGCAAGGAUACUUUAUAACGUGUGAUAAGGAUGAGUAAUAAAUUCAUGAGGGAUCUGCCUGUUUUAACUUGUAUCUCAAAUCUCACAUGUUAUGCAUUAUAUUGUCCUGCUGUGGAACAUUUGUACAUUAAGGGAGUCUUUAAACAAAUAUUAAUUUUAGUUUGUGUUGUUUGAAUUGAUAAACUGAUGCACAUUUUGAAUAAACAAGGAUUACUAGAGCUUA